Messenger RNA from Cutaneotrichosporon oleaginosum, 2008 nucleotides. RefSeq lists its product as uncharacterized. Gene Ontology annotation, molecular function: flavin adenine dinucleotide binding; N,N-dimethylaniline monooxygenase activity; NADP binding. Lineage: Eukaryota; Fungi; Basidiomycota; Tremellomycetes; Trichosporonales; Trichosporonaceae. The record is from RefSeq and is a predicted model, not a curated record.
ACCGAGACAAGAUAUUGUUGUCACGGGAUUCGGACGUCGCCGAUCUCGGCUUGCAUCCGGCUAUCACCUCUCCAGCUCUCCAGGUAUGUGUGGGCAUCGUCUUGGCUCGCCACUUGGUCCAGCUAUAAGCGAUCGCGACGCACACUGUUCAAGCACCAAACCAUGACGCGCGACGUAGACAGCACCAACGGAAUCAACGGCUCCAACGGCUCCAACGGGAGCACGAGAGGCGGCGGCGGAGGCGCCAGCGCGCACGGCGCGACGCGGUGGGACGGGGACGGCUCCCAGCCCUACUCGUUCCCGGACAUUACGAUGGGCACGCGCCGGCGCGUGCGCGUCAUCUCGAUCGGCGGCGGGGCGAGCGCGAUCAACCUCGCCUUCCAGUUCAAAACGCACAUGACAGAUCUCGAGCACGUCGCAUACGACCGCAACCCCACGUUGGGGGGGACGUGGUUGGAGAACCGAUACCCAGGGUGCGCUUGCGAUGUGCCCUCGCACUCGUACCAGUACAGCUGGGCGCCGUGGAGCGGGUGGAAGUCGUUCUACUCAUCCUCAGAGCAGAUCUACGAGUACAUGAACAUGGUCGUGGACAAGUUUGGACUGCGCGGCGACUUCCGCACCAGCCACGAGGUGAUGAGCGCACAUUGGGACGACGAGGCCGCGCAGUGGGUCGUGCGUGUACGCGGGCCCGACGGCGAGUUUGAGGACCGCGCAGACUUCCUGUUCAAUGGGAGCGGCGUACUCAACAAGUGGAAGUGGCCGGCGAUCGAGGGCCUGCACUCGUUCAAGGGACACUUGGUGCACUCGGCGGCGUGGGACCAGUCCUACGACUUCAAGGACAAGAAAAUGGCGAUCAUCGGCGCGGGCUCGACGGCGGUGCAGAUUGUCCCGGUGCUGCAAAAGCUCGUGUCGCACAUGAAGUGCUUCAUCCGCUCUCCGGUGUGGAUCACGCCGGCUUUCGCGGCGCAGUACGCCGGGCCGGGCGGCACAAACUUCGACUACACGCCCGAGCAGAAGGCCGAGUUUGACGCCGACCCCCAAAAGUGGCUCGAGUACCGCAAGGGCAUCGAGAGCAGCAUCAAUUGCCGCUAUCUCUUCGUGACCAAGGGCACGCCGCAGGCCGCCGAGGCCAAGGCGGUCAGCAAGGCGCAGAUGGAGGCCAAGCUGGCCUCCAAGCCCGAGAUCGCCAAGCUCCUCAUUCCCGACUUUAUGGUCGGCUGCCGCCGCCCCACGCCCGGCAAUGGCUACUUGGAGGCGCUUGUGGCGGACAACGUCGAGGUGGUGAGCAACCCCAUCGUGCGGGUGGAGGAGCGCGGGCUCGUCACGGCCGACGGCACGCUGCACGAGGUAGACACGAUCGUGUGCGCGACGGGCUUUGACGUGAGCCUCAAGCCCCGCUUCCCCUUCACGGGGCGGAACGGCGCCGACCUCGCCAAGCGGUGGGCGACCGAGCCCACCGAGGCGUACAUGGGCGUCAUGGUCGACGAGCACCCAAACUACUUCAUCUCGCUGGGCCCGUCGUCGCCCGUCGCGCACGGCUCCAUCCUCCCCUGCAUGGAGAAGAUGAGCCACUACAUCAUGAAGGUGAUCCGCAAGAUGCAGGUGGAGCCGAUCCGCGCGAUCGCGCCCUCCAAGGCCGCGGUGCGCGAGUUCAACGAGCACCGCAAUAGCCAGCUCGCGACGACCGCGUGGAGCGACCGCUGCAGCUCGUGGUUCAAGAACGGCACGGUCGACGGCCCCGUCGUCGCCGUACACCCCGGAAGCAGGCUGCACUACUUUGAGAUGAUUGCCGAGCCGCGGUACGAGGACAUGGACAUUGAGUACAGCAACAACCGGUUCGCGUACCUCGGCAACGGGCGGACGCGGCGUGAGGUCGAGGGCCGCGAUCUGGCGUGGUACCUCGAGUCGCCAUAUGAUGUGACGCUCCCGUAUCCGGACCCGUAGUGCGUGGGGAUAGAGGAGGCAAGCGAGUGUAAACUGCAGAUGUAAUGAUGUCAGGCCGCGUGGG